UAAUAAUGUGUCGCUAGUUUUGACAGUUUCACUUUGUACGUGGCUAGUGUCAGUUGUGUUUAUGUUUGUAGCACGGUACAAUCGGAUUCUCAAAUAGUUUUUGGAUAUAAUUAUAUAUUUGUUUUCUGUUUAAGUAAAAAAAAUAAGUCAUUAGUGGGUGACGCGACGUUAUGAAAAAUAGUUUUUGAAGAAAAAACAUAAUGGAGAAUCCAACUCGUUCGCUCGAAGUAGAAAACACAAAACUGUCAAAAAUCUCUAGUCCCUUUUCGAUCGAAUCGUUAAUUGCUAAUCGAAAUGCGCCAACAAUGAUGGCGUCGCGUCAGGUGAAAGUUCCUCCGACGGCGGAUUCUGUGGAAUUGCCGUUUGCUACACAUUCACUACCAAUUGGUUUUCCUCCGAACUUUCCUUUCUACAAUCCUUGGAUACACGGAUAUUUUGGACAAAAUCACGAACGCCUCAAUCAACUGCUGUCAAAUGGAUCGUAUUACCUCGGAAAUCAACAUGCUUCCGCUGCCGUCGCUUCUGCAGGUGGUGGCAGCGGUGGCGGUGUCGGUAGCAUUGCAGAUAAUAUUAAAGGUGUUGAUUCCGAUUUGAGAAGUCAAACACUAGAUAAUCGUUCACUUGCCUUACUCAGAUCGACAGACCAAAAUUAUUGUGAAAAACUUGUAAAUUUCGUCAAAAACGGAAGAUUCGAUCCCGCGCGUGAAAAGCUAGCUGAGUUUCUAAUGCAUGCGAACAAUGCAGAAUAUAACGGUGAUAGAUUACAACAAUGCUUGAAUAAUCGAACUUUAAGUGAAAGUGACCCAAGAAGUUUGGAUAUGAGUGAAUGUAGUUCAAUGAAUAAUGCCGAUUGUUUACCUCUGACGAUUUCGAAAAUGGAAGCAAACGACUUCGAAAGACCGGAAGAAGAAUUCGAACACAGCGGUGAUUCGUGUAGUGAUAUAAGCCUUACAAUGUCUCCCGAAGACACGGAUAAGAACCAAGAUUGUAUUCACUCCGACAGUGAAGAUUGUUCCGAUGAUGAUGCUCCAAAUGCCUCAAGUGGUAGUGGAUCCAUUAAAGGUCAACAAAACAGCAGCAGUAGUUCAAAAUCAAGAAGAAGAAGAACUGCAUUUACCUCAGAACAACUUCUAGAAUUGGAACGUGAGUUUCAUGCUAAAAAAUAUCUCAGUCUUACAGAGCGUAGUCAAAUUGCAACUAGUCUUAAAUUAAGUGAAGUUCAGGUCAAAAUCUGGUUUCAAAACCGUCGAGCAAAAUGGAAACGAGUCAAAGCUGGCCUUACUACCCACGGUCUAAGUCGAGGCACCACAGGAAACGGCACGAAAAUUGUAGUUCCUAUUCCAGUUCAUGUAAAUCGCUUUGCUGUGCGUUCACAACAUCAACAAAUGGAAAAAAUGGGUUUAAGUGGCCCAAAACCAGAUUUACGUAAGAAAAUCUCACUCGAAUUAAGUGGUUUUGAAUGUUUCAAUAGCAAUGGCGGCCAUAGUGUUGUGGGACUACCACCAAGUACAAGUUCUGCCGGUGCACCACCUCUAACAAAUGUAGCACGAAAUAUUUACUAAAAUUCAAGUAAAAGUCUGUCAAAAAGUGUAAACUAUAUAUUUAUAAUUUUUUAAGGACCUACAUAAUAAUGUUUAAGUAUGUGUAUGAUUUGAGUAUAUAAUAUGCCUAUAUAUAUAAAUCG
Messenger RNA from Eupeodes corollae, 1684 nucleotides. It is a transcript of the gene unpg, whose product is annotated as homeobox protein unplugged. Gene Ontology annotation, molecular function: RNA polymerase II transcription regulatory region sequence-specific DNA binding; DNA-binding transcription factor activity, RNA polymerase II-specific. Gene Ontology annotation, biological process: regulation of transcription by RNA polymerase II; regulation of nervous system development. The record is from RefSeq and is a predicted model, not a curated record. NCBI's taxonomy places the organism in Eukaryota, Metazoa, Arthropoda, Insecta, Diptera, Syrphidae. The transcript has 3 exons. Bases 201 to 1562 code for a protein of 453 amino acids. Gene Ontology annotation, cellular component: nucleus.